AGAAGCAGGCGCCUCAGAGAGAAAAAAGUGUCAGAGAAACUGUUUUUUUUUUUUGGACUCAAUACUAGUCAGAGCUCACUUUACUUGAGGUUUAAAAUUAUCAUCUGCUUUGCUGGUGAUUUUUUGGAUCUUAAAUCACUUCUGUUCCACUUUUCUGUAUCUUAGUUUGCACACCAACGGGGUACACUGAAGGGUAGAGCUGGCUACGAUUGUUGAAAAAGUAUUUUCGUCUGUCUCACGGACGCUAUUAGUCCUAUUUUUGUCUCAAGUUGGUGUCUUAACGUGAUUUUUAUAUCACUGGAAGCCAUGAGUUCCUCUGUAAUGAACACAGCCGGAGAUGGCGACAGCGCAAGCUUCACCCUCAUCCAAAAUCGGAUUGAGUCACUCAGCAACAAGAUGGACAAGCUCAUCAACAUCCAAGAAAAGGUCCUCAACCGACUAGAUGGGAUGUCCCAAGACAUUGACGACAUUGAACAGGAUAUGGAGAAUCUGAAGGUUGACAAGGAGGAGAUCCAUUUUCCACCCAAGAUGGUGAACCAGACCCAGGUCAUGGGGCGAGAAGUGAGGCAGAUAUGCAAGGAGAUGAGCACCAUCAUGUUGGUGGUGAACCAGCGGUCCGAGCAGCAGGCUCAGAAGCUUGAAGGGAUGGAGAAGCUGGUCCUCAGCAUGCAGCAGGUGAUCAGCUUCAUCGGGGAGACGGUGAAGAGUUCCAGGGUUAUGGAGCUGAUGUUCAAGGGCCCCGCAGCUCGGAAGGGCUCCAAACAAAAAGACAAUAAAGGCAAGCAAGCCCUUAAAAGGAAAUCAUCUACUGACACAAUAAACAAGAAGCUUGACAAGAAACCUACCUCUAAUAAAGCCAGUAAAGGGAAUCAAGAGAUAACUCCUGCAUGUGAGCCCAGUUCUCCAAAGCCUUCUCACAAGAUAAAGCUCCAUGGACCAAAGCAUUUCCUCGCCUCUCGCAAAUGUGGAAAAUUUUUGAAAGACCACAAAGGUAAAGAUGGGGCGGAUAAGCCCUCUUUGAGCCCUAAGGGUCUGAAAGCUCAAAAGAAGAUGAAGCCUCCAGACGCAGCAGAAAAUAUCUCCCUAAAGAAGCAGGCAUUGCUUCUGGAAGAGGUGCAGAAGCUCAACAAGGAGAAUGCAGAGAAGUCAGGUCAGCAGCUCACCCCUGGAUAUCUGGACCUGGAGGCUGGAGUGUCUCCAAAAGAUCAACAACCAGACACCUCUACUCAAAACUUGGUGGACUACCUGCGUGAAGAUUCCCAAGCAGCUGUGGUUAAGAAAGAUGAGGUUGCUGAGGCAGCUAGUGAGGAAGAGGGUGGAGAAAAGGUGCAUGAGGCAGCGGUUACAGAGAAGGAACCAAAACUUGAUAAAGUGAAAGAGAAAAAGAAAGAAAAGCUCCCAGAGGAAAAGGAGAAAGAGGUUACAUCUCCUGAUAAAGAAGCAGCCAAAGCCCCAGAGUUACCUGCUGCCCGUGAGGAUGAAAAAGUGAAGAUUACUACGAGCGAUGAUGACCACAAAGAUGCCUCCCCAGAGGCUGAGCAGGACCAGAUUUUAGAGGUCCGCAGCACGAGUACCAAGUUCUGUGUGACCAAGGAACACUUUGUAGUGGAGGACCACACAAAGAGCCAGGCGGUGGAGGUAAAGGGGAAGGAGAAGAAGGAAGACAACGAGGAGGACGAACAGCAGCUUGAGUCUGAUGGCUGGGCUGUUUUCAAGUCAGAUGGAGUUGAAUUCCACUUAGACCUAAAAGAAAGAGUGGAGAGGGCGAGAAAGGAAAACGAGGCAGAAAACGAUGCAGAAAACGAGGAAGAUGAGGAAGCAGAGCGGUACUUUAUUGACACCAGUCUUCCUCCGGUGGCUCCCUUUAAUCACCGCAUUGUUUCUGCCAAGCCCAACCAGAUCAUCAACUUCUACACCAUCAACUGGCAGGAGGUCCUGGGCGGGGGUCGUUUCGGCCAGGUGCACAAAUGUGUUGAAAACUCCUCUGGUCUCACUUUGGCAGCGAAGGUCAUCAAAGCCAGGACUCUGAAAGAAAAGGAGGUGGUGAAGAAUGAGAUCCAGGUCAUGAAUAAUCUGGACCAUGCCAGCCUGAUCCAGCUCUAUGCAGCUUAUGAGUCAAGAAAUGACAUCAUCCUUGUACUUGAAUAUGUUGGUGGAGGGGAGCUGUUUGACAGGAUCAUUGAUGAAAACUACAAGUUAAUGGAGCUCGAUGCUGUUGUGUUCAUCAGGCAGAUCUGUGAGGGCUUGCAGCACAUGCACAAAAUGUACAUUCUACAUUUGGAUUUAAAGCCAGAAAACAUUCUGUGUGUGGACCCAGUUGCAAAUAAAAUCAAAAUCAUUGACUUCGGCCUUGCUAGGAUAUAUAAACCACGUGAGAAACUGCGAGUGAAUUUUGGCACACCAGAGUUUCUCGCUCCUGAAGUCAUCAACUACGACUUUGUGUCUUUCAACACAGACAUGUGGAGCCUUGGCGUCAUCACCUACAUGCUUCUGAGCGGUCUUUGUCCUUUCCUCGGCGAUGAUGACAACGAGACUCUAAACAACAUCUUGGCCUGUAAAUGGAGCUUUGAGGAACAAGAGUUUGUAGAUACGUCAGAAGAAGCCAAAGACUUCAUCUCCAGACUCCUCAUGGUAAACAAAAGUUGGAGGAUGGGGGCGUCUGAGGCCUUGAAACAUCCUUGGCUAGCUGACCCAGUCCUUCAUCAUCGCCUUUAUACAAAGAAAACUAUGUGCAGAUCACGGCGAUCAUCAUGUGUGCCCACGACUGAUAGUUGAGGGCAACAAUAAUGUGAUGGCUUCAGCUGUGGCUGCUUGGACCAACCCUCCUGUCUAUGUAAAUGACCUUUAUUUUCAGCCCAUGCACCGUGUGGCAUGGGCUGAAAUUCUGGCGACCCCACACACCUUGUCUUGACAUGUGAUCCACUGUUAUAAUGUUAAUGUAAGCAAUAUGCAAAACAAUAUACAGGCAAAAACAGCUUUGUUUAAUUAAAAAUGGCAGUCUCACCAUUCAUCAUUCAUGACCUUUUUGCUGAAUAAUGUACAACUUGUGGCUGUAACGCAAGAGAAACAAUCCUCUUCAUCACGUCGUAUUAUAUAAAUGGCAUUUCAAAACAGUGCUAAUGUCAUAAUCUGACCCACUUUCAUUAGGCAUGUAUCAUCAUAUAGGAGUUUGAUUGUAUGUGGCACCUUUGCCUUGAAAUGUGCACACUGCACUUCACUUUGAAAAAUCCACUUAUUGAGCCACUCUCAUCUAUCUCUAACCAAAUACGAUGUGCUGGUAUUUGCUCAUUGCUUUUGUAUGAAGCCUACAGCAUGAUUAUAUGACUGUAAUAAUAUGUAUUGCAUUUCUCCUCUCUUAUCCAUUUUUUUCUGGGCUGUAAAUAACUGCUGAACUGUAGAUUUAAGAUUCUGAUUUUCUUAUAUCUUAGCAAUAGACUCCACUGAAUUGUAUGUAUGGACAGAAUGGCAUUUGUGCUGUUGGUAUCAUGAGCUAUAGUAUGUGCACUUUAUAAUUGUAUUUAUUUAAACAUAGAUUACACAUGAAGCUACCAUAGUUCCAUUGAAAGGGCUUGUGUGGUCAGAUCUACCCAUAUUUCCAUCCUACUUGUGUUUCAUCCUGCUUUGUCCUCAUGUUGAGAAAGAAAACAUAUUUUUACUGUAGAACAAACCAACACAGUUUAUGUCUUAUCAGCUAAAUGUGAUAUUGUAGUUCUUUGUUGCAUGUCUAUGUGUUCAUGUGCUUUAUCAGACAGUAAAGCUUGAACUAGAUAUACAGAGAAAUAACUUUUUUAAACUUUUUUUUUCACUCUAGCUGCAUAUUCGUGCUACUGUAGAUGCUUUUUCCACAAAACAAAGUUAGCAUUUAAACACCUUCUGUGAAGGUUCACUAACUGAAAGUAAUACAUUACCUACCUAAUGCUGCCUAAGUUGAUAAAAUGUUGUUAGAAUGUUAUUUUUUAGUUCUAGCUAAAGAAGUUAACAAUUUCAAAUUCAGCAUGUAUUUGUGAAGUGUGUACACAUCCAUUAAACUGAAAUCGUGUCUUAAA
Messenger RNA from Plectropomus leopardus (leopard coralgrouper), 4046 nucleotides. RefSeq lists its product as uncharacterized. Gene Ontology annotation, biological process: protein phosphorylation. Gene Ontology annotation, molecular function: ATP binding; protein kinase activity. NCBI's taxonomy places the organism in Eukaryota, Metazoa, Chordata, Actinopteri, Perciformes, Serranidae. The record is from RefSeq and is a predicted model, not a curated record.